AUGAACUCUACAACUAAGAGCCUGGGUUCGAUGUAUGGGCUGGAACAGCAUCGGAUUAACAUUAGUAUGGGCAUGGCUUCACUGGAUCUCCCACCACCACCGCUACCAUUGAAUCUACCUCGUUCAGAUCUACUUGUUGGAAGAAGAGAAGAUUACAACGAGAUUUGUGUUCCUACGUAUAAAGCAACAAUAACCGGUGAUUGGAAAGCAGCCAAACUCAUCCUUGACAAACGCCCGGAGCUUGUAAGGUUUAGCAUCACCGAAAGUUAUGAUACAGUUCUUCACAUUGCUGUAAUGGGGAAAUCAUACUGGUUUGUGGAAUAUCUGGUUAGUUUGAUGGAAAAGGAGGACUUAGAACUUCAAAAUAAAAAUGGUGAAACUGCCCUCUGUUUAGCAGCCAUAUCUGGACAUGUCAAGAUAGCUAGUAUUUUGGUGAGGAAGAACAAGGCCCUAGUGGAGAUUCCUGAUAGUCGAGGAAUGAUGCCACUUUACAUGGCUGCUCUAUAUGGAAAGCAUGAAAUGGUGAGGUAUCUUUAUCAAAGUUCCCGGAAGAUGACUGGUGAUUUCUGGACAAAUCAUCAUAGAAGUUGCGUUCUUGUGAAAUGUGUUGAGGCUAAUCUAUUUGAUAUCGCAUUACAAAUUGCAAGAGACCGUCCGGAACUUGCAAUAAAUGGUAGUGUACUCGAACUAUUGGCUCGAAAACCCUAUGCAUUUGAUGUUACAACACAAAAUAUUUUCUGGAGAAUCAUAUGUUCAUUCUGUCAUCUGAAGACUGGAAUUCCUGACAUGGACAAUCAUGCUCUCCAAUUACUAACAAUCAUUUGGGCAGAGAUUGUGAAAUUGCCAAAGCCUCAAAUUGAUGAAAUAAUAAGAGGGCCACCCGAUCAACCUAAGGACAUUGUAAAGCCAACACGCGCUGAAAAAGAAAAGCAAGAAGCCCUACUACUGCUAAGAAAUAUUUCGGACAACAUUACAAAAAUGCCUAUUAGAAUUUUUAACCGAUUUAGAGGCGUUGACGAGAGAGGAACUACUUCAAUACCUGCAAAGCAAAAAUACUCAUCCCGAGUACUAUUUCUUGCUGCAGAAAUGGGCAACACUGCCUUUGUUGUUGAGGUUAUUCGGCAAUAUCCACAUUUAGUACGAGAGGUGAAUGAUGAUAACCAAAGUAUAUUUCACGUUGCUGUCUCACAUCGUCAUGAAGGUAUCUACAAUUUAUUGUAUGAGAUAGGCUCACUCAGGAAUUUGAUAAUUACUCUUGAAGACGAAAAUGGCAACAACAUGUUGCAUUUGGUUGGCCAAAGUGCAAAGCAUAACAGACUUCAAGACAUACCUGGAGUGGGUCUGCAGUUGCAUCUAGAAACAUUAUGGUUCAAGGAAGUUGAAAGCAUACUCCCUCCUCCUUUUCGAGAAAAGAAGAACGCGUUUGGGCUAACCCCACAUGAAGUAUUCACCAAGAACCACAAAGAUCUAUUUUCCAAAGGCGAGGAAUGGAUGAAAGAAACUGCCGCCCAAUUAAUGGUGGUUGCAUCACUUAUAGCCACCAUCUCAUUUGCAGCAGCAUUUACAUUUCCAGGUGGAUACGACCAAUCGACAUGCACUUCAAUCGACAUCUUCAAACGCCACUACCUGGUCUUCAAUAAACACCGCCAAUUGCCGCCUCCUGAACUUCAAACGACACUGGAACGCCGCCACCCGAUCUUCUGUCACCACCGCCAAUUGCCGCCUUCUGAUCUUCAAUCCUUACCGGAGCCACCAUCAACCUACCAGUUUACUAGUCAUUUCUUUAUUUAA
Molecule: messenger RNA, 1791 nt
Organism: Lactuca virosa
Lineage: Eukaryota; Viridiplantae; Streptophyta; Magnoliopsida; Asterales; Asteraceae
Source: the annotation of a GenBank genome assembly